CUCAGUGACAGAGGCGGCAGCACACCGGGAGCUCUCGCCAUGCCCCGCACAGCACCGCACGGCUCUGACUGACAGCAGCACUGAAAGGAAGUUUAUAUAGCGGAGGAGCCGAGACCCCGCACAGGACACGCAGCUCCCCGCACACCCGGGAGGACGAGAUCCAGGGAACAAGGGUUCAUCUCCGGAGCACAACAUGCACUGCCAGGCCGAGCUCAGGCUCACCUCCCCCGGACAGCUGAAAGCGGCCCGCCGGCGCUACAAGUCCUUCAUGAUCGACGAGAUUCUCUCCAAGGAGACGUGCGACUACUUUGAGAAGCUGUCGCUGUACUCGGUGUGUCCUUCUCUGCUGGUGCGACCCAAACCCCUGCACUCGUGUUCUGGUUCAUCACCGCUUCGGACGUACCCUCUUCUCUCAGUCAUCAGCCGCCAGCCCACUGUCCUUAGCCACGUUGUCCCCUCCACGUCCUCCUCACCCAUUCAGGUUCUGUCUCCCGCACAUCUCUCUCCACCAUGUGCGCGCUCUGAGACGCCAGCCAGUGAAGCUCCACCUAGCAGCGAAUCAGAACUCGAACAAACGGCUCAUCGUGUGAAGAAGCCACGUCGUAGCAGAACCAUAUUCACAGAGAGUCAGCUCAUGGGUCUGGAAAAGAAAUUCCAGAAGCAGAAAUACUUGUCCACUCCAGACCGGCUAGAUUUGGCUCAGUCAUUGGGAUUGACACAGCUACAGGUUAAGACGUGGUACCAGAAUCGAAGAAUGAAGUGGAAAAAAAUUGUUCUCAAGGGUGGACAGGAGGCACCUACCAAGCCAAAGGGACGUCCAAAGAAAAAUUCUAUCCCAACUUCAGAGGAAAUCGAGGCAGAGGAGAAAUUGAAAAGACUGGCCCAAGAGGCUCAGCUUGAGGCAGUAAAUGCUGAAGAGGAGCAAGAAAAGGCACUGGGAGAAGAUAAGGACAAACAACCACUGGAAGGAAAUGAACAAGAGGAAGGCAAAAAACUGGAAUCAGGAUCGCCUCCUGCCACAUCUACUUCACAGCUGAACAUCUCAACAAAUGACAGAGGCGUCUCCAGCUAAAAACCAAAAGACAAAAUGUGUUCAUAAAGAAAGUGCGCCAAGCUGCACCCACAGUCUCUGGGGGUUAUUCGCUGUGUGCUCAUCCUAUGUGCAGACCCCAACCCUAAAGGGAAUCUUCUCUCCAAGACCUUUUAUCUUGAAUAGAAAAGGUUAAAGCCACAUGGAGGAGGGAAGAGAAUGGAGGAUCUCCGUGACUAAUGGGGUCUGUACAGACAAGACUGGGAAUUUUUGCUGUGUUUGGAAAAGAAUUGGACAGUGUAUAUAUAGUGUUCUUUAUUAUUGUGCCAGAAACUGCAGUGGAAAGGGUGAAAAAAAGCCAAAGCUAAAGGGAAAGAAGUUGUUUUCCCAGUGUAACUUACUUGAGAAUGCUUUCACAUUAAGUGCCUUUUUGCAUGUUAAAUCUUGUAAAACAAUCUUUAUGUGUUAAUUCAGGGCCGCAGUCAUUUAAUCUCUUCUCUCUUCAGAACUAGGGCUUAAGUUCCAUAACAGGCUGAUAUUUAGGUCUCAGGGAGGAACGAAUCGACUUCGGAUGAGACAUCCAAAGUCAGUUUGCAUAAAACUUCAUUUCAAUACUGUACGGAGCGAGCGCUCUGUACAGUAUUAGAAUGUAUUGGCUCCAAUGAGCUGAAGUUAAUACUUUGCCAAGUCUCUUGAGACUUCGCGUAAUAACUUCAUAAAUUGAUUUCUACUGUAAAAACAAUUUCCCGAGUGGUACCUCCGUACAGUAUUGAAACGAAGUUUUAUGCGAAUCGACUUCGGAUGUUUCAUCCCUAGUCUCAGUACCAGCAGGGAGUCACGGCAGGUCAUGACGAGAGCAUGGCUCCAAACAAAUAGAUCUCUCAUCUAUGUCGCAGAAGGUUACAUUGUAUCUCACCGAUCGUAUUGAACAGGAUACUGUUAUAGAGAUCAUGUGUAUAAAGCAUACAACGAUGGAAGUGGCCGUCACCUAAGACUCAAUGGCAGCUGUAACAUAGACAAAGUUACUACAGCAAACUGUUCUGGGGUCAGCGGCAACCAGCGUACAAUGUGUAUUCUGCCCUCAAGUUAAAUAGUAACUGCGCUUUCAUAAAACUUUUUAUGUCAUAGUGCUGAGACCCCCGCCAUCACUGAAAUGAAGAGGCAGAAACAUUCAGCCAGCCGCUGCUCCCCAUUAGCUGUGAUCUGCUGUCCCUUUUAUCUGAAGAUACGCUCUAGGAGGCGAUUUAUCAAAACUGGUGUAAGGCCCCAUUCACACCACUGUAUUUCUGGUCUGCAUCCCAUCUGCAUUUUUUGUGGAGAGGAUGCGGUCCCUAUACCGUAUGUCCGUUCCGCAGCCCCGCAAAAAAGAUAGAACAUGUCCUAUUCUU
Molecule: messenger RNA, 2418 nt
Organism: Bufo bufo (common toad)
Lineage: Eukaryota; Metazoa; Chordata; Amphibia; Anura; Bufonidae
Gene: BARX2
Product: BARX homeobox 2
Exons: 4
Coding region: 194-1072 (292 amino acids)
Biological process (GO): regulation of transcription by RNA polymerase II
Cellular component (GO): nucleus
Molecular function (GO): RNA polymerase II transcription regulatory region sequence-specific DNA binding; DNA-binding transcription factor activity, RNA polymerase II-specific
Source: RefSeq, a predicted model, not a curated record